Molecule: messenger RNA, 1803 nt
Organism: Hevea brasiliensis (rubber tree)
Lineage: Eukaryota; Viridiplantae; Streptophyta; Magnoliopsida; Malpighiales; Euphorbiaceae
Product: OVARIAN TUMOR DOMAIN-containing deubiquitinating enzyme 12
Exons: 11
Coding region: 358-1431 (357 amino acids)
Biological process (GO): protein deubiquitination
Molecular function (GO): cysteine-type deubiquitinase activity
Source: RefSeq, a predicted model, not a curated record
GCGUUUCGACUGCGCCUUCAACCUGCAAGCCUUGGUUAAUUUUAUAUUUAAUCUCCACUUAAUCUCCAUUCUAUCACAUUAAUCAAAUUAGAGCAUAACUUAUAUUCCAUGAGGAAACUGAAAUACUUUCUUCUGUGAUCUCACGAUCUUUGUUUUCGUUUUUGUUUUUAUUUUUUCGAAUUUUUGUUGAUUUAUCCGUACGAGUAAAAUCUGAUGAUCUCAAGUGCCGUUGAUUAAGUUUAGAGGUAGAAGCUGUGAACAACAUUUUUUGGGAUUUAAUAUCAAGACUAAGGAUUGAUUAUAUUUUAUUUCCGUUAAGUGAACCCGCGUGAAGCUAGAAAGUUUUAUAUAUUGCAAAUGAUUAAGCAUGAACAAGAUUCUGAUGUUGUUCAGUGGGGACUGCAGUUGUUUGAAAGCAAUCCCUAUUCUAAUUUGAUGUAUUGUGACACUGCUAGACAAGAUGAUGUUGAUUAUCAUGCUGAGCAGCUUUUCAAGGAAGGCUAUUAUGAUACAGAAUAUUGCACUGUAGAGCAUGAUGAGCUUAUUGCACAUGCUCUUCAAGAAGAACUAUCACAACUCUCAGUUGCAGAAGCUCCCGAAUCUCCACAUGAAGAGGAUGAACAUUUGCAAGUUUCUUCUUUCCAACCAGAUUGGCAUGGUCAAUCUACCGAGAAUUAUGGUUCUGGGCAGGAAGGUGGUCAGGAAGAGGCAGAUGAUGUGGGACCUUCUAGUUCAUGCUCUAGCCCUCGAGAAAAUUCUUACUCUGUGGAAGACUGGUCAUAUUCACGGGAGCUAGCAGAGGAGUGUGAUUUUGAUGGUGAAGUGGGAAAAUGGUUGAAUGAAAUGGUCCCUAUUCCUCAUGUUCCUAGAAUCAAUGGAGAAAUACCCUCAGUUGAUGAAGCAACUUUAGAUCAUCAAAGGCUAUUAGACAGAUUGCAGGUAUAUGAUUUAUUUGAGCGUAAAGUUCAAGGAGAUGGUAACUGUCAGUUCCGCGCUUUGUCAGAUCAAUUUUAUCUAACUCCUGAGCACCAUGAAUUUGUGAGACAAGAAGUUGUAAAACAGCUUAAGUCUAAUCCGGAGACAUAUGAGAGUUACGUUCCCAUGGCUUAUGGUGACUAUUUGGAAAAGAUGUCCAGGAGCGGUGAAUGGGGUGAUCAUGUCACUUUGCAGGCCGCUGCAGAUUCGUAUGGCGUCAAAAUAAUUGUCAUAACAUCUUUCAAGGAUACUUGCUGCAUUGAGAUCCUUCCAAACGUUCAACGAUCAAAAAGAGUAAUUCUUUUAAGCUUCUGGGCAGAGGUGCACUACAACUCAAUAUUUGCACAGGGAGAUUGGCCUACAUAUGAGACCAAGAAGAAGAAGAAGUGGCGGAUGUUUUGGAACAAGCAUUUGGAAUCACUAGAUAAUACCAAUGACUGUUAUUAUAGAGUUUAGCUCGCUAAAUUCUGCAAUAUCAGCUUUUGGCAGUAGAAGCUUUCUCAUGCCAAUUUUCUGCCAGAUUUAACAGCAAUUUUAAGGACACCACACGAGGGGAGCUACAUUGAUCCUCUAGCAAUGCUUUGCCUUCUUUGAUCAUCUCCUUAUUGAUGCAACCCUAAUCCACAUCAAAUAAAUUUUGUCAAAUGUGCAACAUUCCUUGCAACCUGUUACUCAUGCCUAUUCACUAUUAUCUACUCUUGUUUCUUUCUGAAUGUUCUUAAAUUGUGCAUGCUAGUUUUUGCAGUUGCAUGCUUCAUAGAAGCAUAUUUAUAUUUACUGAAGAAAUUAUUGAUUACCAAUGGCAAAUUUCUUCAGAGUUUUGGAAUA